UGGAAAUAUAAAUGGGGGGAUGCUUGCUCCAUUUUGUGGCCGCCAAGAGCUAUAGGGCUCUCACGUCUCUAACGUUAGCAUUCUGUCAUUAGAAUUGGAACAAUAUGGUAGCCCAAGCACAGGAGCAAGAAUUAGGGAAAAUCGCUUUAAGCGAUAGCGCCAGGGCACCGGCGCCAAAGAGCGCCAUGGAGCAGGAGCUUCUGAUCGAGGAUGCCAGCCUCGAUCCCGCCGAGCGCCGCCUCAAUCAGCUGGGAUACAAGCAGGAGCUCCGCCGCGAGAUGACGUUGCUGAAAAUCAUGGCAAUCUCAUUCUCCACAAUGACGCUCUUCACAGGAAUUACGCCGCUAAUUGGUCCUAGCUAUGCGUACUUGGGACCGGCCGCAACAAUCUGGGGAUGGGUCAUCGUAACCUUCUUUACGUGGUUCAUUGGUUUCGCUAUGGCGGAAAUUUGCUCCUCGUUCCCUACAACGGGGUCGCUGUAUUUCUGGGCAGCUCACUUGGCUGGGCCAAGAUGGGGUCCAUUGUCUUCGUGGUACUGUGCUUGGCUUGAAGCGAUUGGACUGAUCGCAGCCAUUGGAACUCAGGCUUACGCAGGAGCUCAAGCCUUACAAAAUAUAAUACUGCUUGCGUCUGGAACCGCGAAGGGCGGUGGGUACCUUGCUCCUCGUGGUGUUUUUCUAGCCAUGUACGUUGGUUUCACUCUCGUCUGGGCCGUCUUGAACACAUUUGCUCUGAACGUGAUUGCGCUCAUCGACAUUGUCUCAAUGUGGUGGCAGGUUCGCGACCUUUUGGUGCUUGAGCUUUGUCCGUCUUGCUCACUCCGUGCAUUUUUCUGGACACAGGUUAUUGGUGGCGGACUUAUAGUGAUUCUUCUGCCUCUGGUCGCCCCGAAAACUCAGUCAGCAUCGUUUGUGUUUACGAAGUUUGAGACGUUUCCAAGCAUUACCGGCAUCGAUAACAGGGCAUACUGCUUCAUCCUCUCUUUGUUGGUCAGCCAGUAUUCCCUCUACGGCUACGACUCAGCUGCACACUUGACGGAAGAAACAAAAGGUGCGGACAUCAAUGGCCCCAUUGCGAUUCUUUCGUCCAUAGGACUAGUCUCCGUUUUUGGGUGGGCAUACAUACUCGCCUUGACUUUUAGCAUCCAGGAUUUUACGUACUUAUUCGAUCCUAGCAACGAAACCGCUGGAAAAUACGUCCCAGCACAGAUACUCUACGAUGCGUUCCACGGGCGCUACCACAGCAGCAUUGGAGCAAUCCUGCUGCUGAUCAUCAUCUGGGGCUCCUUCUUCUUCGGGGGCCUCUCAAUCACCACCAGCGCCGCUCGAGUUGUCUAUGCUCUUUCACGCGAUGGUGGAAUCCCAUACUCUCGAGUCUGGCGAGUGGUCCACCCCAAGCGAAAGGUCCCGGCCAACGCAGUCUGGCUGUGCUCGGCCCUUUGCAUCCUGCUGGGCCUGCCAAUUCUCAAAGUCGACGUCGUCUUCACGGCCAUCACGUCCGUGUGUACCAUCGGCUGGGUGGGAGGCUACGCGGUGCCGAUCUUCGCCCGGAUGGUGAUACCGGAGGCCCAGUUCCACCGCGGGCGAUUCCACCUCGGCCCCGCCAGUAGAGUCGUGUGCCUCGUCUCGUUCCUGUGGAUCUGCUACACCGUCGCGGUGUUCCUCCUCCCGACCGUCUACCCCAUCGAGCUCAAGACGUUUAACUACGCGCCCGUCGCGCUGGGAGCGGUGCUCGCGGCGAUCACGCUGUGGUGGAUUGUAGACGCGCGAAAGUGGUUCAAGGGGCCCGUCCGGAAUAUAGAUGACUUCCAAAACCACAAAGUAUGAACUGGAUCUAUGCUCGCGCCCAAAUUUCAGAUUCAAAUUUGAAAACGGCAUAUUCGAUCUUUAAAAAAGUGAUGCUUCGAGACU
Molecule: messenger RNA, 1910 nt
Organism: Selaginella moellendorffii
Lineage: Eukaryota; Viridiplantae; Streptophyta; Lycopodiopsida; Selaginellales; Selaginellaceae
Product: amino-acid permease BAT1 homolog
Exons: 6
Coding region: 105-1826 (573 amino acids)
Biological process (GO): transmembrane transport
Cellular component (GO): membrane
Molecular function (GO): transmembrane transporter activity
Source: RefSeq, a predicted model, not a curated record